AUGUCACCAAGUCCGGAGUCCGCGGGGACGUCGGGAGCAGGCGACAAGGUGAAGCCAGCUCCAGAGGCCCCCUCGGCGCCGGCGGCGGAAAUCACUACACCGGAAACUAAGAAAGCCCAAAGCAUCACACAAAAGGCAAAAACAAAAGUGACCAAGCCGCCGGUGACAGAAACUUCCACCGUCCCGACAAAAAAGUACGUGAGUAGACUUUCAGAAGCCAAGGCCAAUUUGGACAAAGCAAACGAGCGUCUAAAGGAAUCGGGCAAUAUCAAAACAAUAAUUAAAGUGGAAGUAAAACAAGCCCUAGAGCGACUAUACGCACUAGUAAAGGAGGCGGAGGCAGAACUGGCUAGAGAGAGAGGAAAAGGGACCAACGCGACAAAGCCGGCGACUCCAACAGAGCCAGAAGACAAAACCGCACAACCGGAUCCCACGCUGGAAAUAGAAUCGAGAGAGAAGGAUGUGAGAGAAAGAUUUAACAAAAUGGAAGAGUAUAUGAAAGAAAACGAAAGGAGAAUGAUAGAGAGUGAAAGAAGACAGAGUGAACACAUAAAAAAGAUGGAUGAACUGAAGAUAGCGCUAGAGGAGCACAAGGAGAACAUGAAAGGGGCCACAUAUGCCAGCGUGACAGCGACGCGUCCAAAUCACCCUCAACGAAGCACUCUGCACUCGGUUGUAGUCACAUCAACCGAUGAAACGGAAACUGGUGAGGCCGUACUGGAGAAAGUCAGAAAGACAGUCGACGCGAAAGACGGAUGGAUAAGAGUGGAGAAAGUGAGAAAAGCCAAAGACAGGAAAGUAAUCAUGGGAUUCGAAACCACGGAGGAGAGAAAAAGGCACUGGAAAGGCUUUCGAAAGAAGGAACAAACUUGUGCGUAG
This is a messenger RNA of Leguminivora glycinivorella, 879 nucleotides long. Its product is annotated as golgin subfamily A member 5-like. NCBI's taxonomy places the organism in Eukaryota, Metazoa, Arthropoda, Insecta, Lepidoptera, Tortricidae. The record is from RefSeq and is a predicted model, not a curated record. The transcript has a single exon. The coding region runs from base 1 to 879 and encodes 292 amino acids.